Messenger RNA from Penicillium olsonii, 570 nucleotides. The record is from the annotation of a GenBank genome assembly. NCBI's taxonomy places the organism in Eukaryota, Fungi, Ascomycota, Eurotiomycetes, Eurotiales, Aspergillaceae.
AUGGCUGCUGAAGGUCAGGAGAUCCCAGAGGAGGUGAAGGCGGAUCAGGUUCCCGCACAGGAAGGAGGUGAUGAUGAGGAGGAAAUUGCAGCCAUGAAGCGACGAGUCGCUGAGAUGGAAUCCGAGGCUGCCAAGCUGCGCGAGAUGCAGGCCACCCUCGACCAGCAGACGGAAAACCUCCAGGAAAACAAGGAAGAUAUCGAUGCGCGUAGCAUUUUCGUCGGCAAUGUCGACUAUGGUGCUUCGCCCGAAGAGAUUCAGGCUCACUUCCAGAGCUGCGGCUCGAUCAACCGGGUGACGAUCUUGCUCGACAAGUUCUCUGGUCAACCUAAGGGUUAUGCCUACGUUGAGUUCUCGGAGCCCAGCCUAGUCGGCCAGGCCCUGGUAUUGAAUGAGAGUGUGUUCCGCGGUCGCAACCUGAAGGUCGUUCCCAAGCGCACCAACCUGCCUGGUAUGCACCGUGGUCGCGGCCGUGGUGGCUUUGGUCGCGGCCGUGGUCGAGGCUUCCCUCGCGGUGGUGGCUACCGUGGUGGCUACCGCGGCCGAGGACGCGGCUUCUCGCCUUACUAG